Molecule: messenger RNA, 513 nt
Organism: Fomitopsis serialis
Lineage: Eukaryota; Fungi; Basidiomycota; Agaricomycetes; Polyporales; Fomitopsidaceae
Exons: 1
Coding region: 1-513 (170 amino acids)
Source: RefSeq, a predicted model, not a curated record
AUGUUUGGGCCCGCCACUACUGGUGCUGCCCCCGCUAUGUUCCCCACCACCACCGCCGCCAAUACAUCUGGGCCUGCCGCCCCCACUGCUACACUCCCCGCCGCUGCCACCAAUAUGUUUGGGCGUGCCACUGCCCCCGCGUCCACCGCCACUAUACCCGGGUCCGCCGCUACAUUCCCCACCCCUGCCGCCACUGUGUUCGGGCCCGCCGCCGCUGUCACUACGCCUGCCACCACCACUAUCACCACUACUACGUCCUCCACUGCCGGUGUCGGUGGUACAGGUAUGUUACCUGGGCCGUUUGCUGGGAUGAUGCCAUUCAGCCAAUUCUUCCCUCCCAUCGCUAGCAGUGCGUAUCCGAUGCCACCCACCGGGUACGGGCCGACGUCUGUCUACUCUGGUCCGUCGAGCAUGUCAGCGACUGAUGCGACGACUCACCGUGAAUUCGACACUGGCGUGGAGUGGUAUGACAGUGCUGAUGCUGGAGAUGACAUGCAGUCGUAUGAUGAUUAG